Messenger RNA from Hansenula ciferrii, 1203 nucleotides. It is a transcript of the gene SWD1, whose product is annotated as COMPASS subunit protein SWD1. The coding region runs from base 1 to 1203 and encodes 400 amino acids. The transcript has a single exon. Gene Ontology annotation, molecular function: protein binding. Gene Ontology annotation, cellular component: Set1C/COMPASS complex. The record is from RefSeq and is a predicted model, not a curated record. NCBI's taxonomy places the organism in Eukaryota, Fungi, Ascomycota, Saccharomycetes, Phaffomycetales, Wickerhamomycetaceae.
AUGAAUUUAGCAUUAUUGGAUCCUUUUGCUGUGCUAAAAGAGUUCCCAGAAACCCUAACACAUACCUUAAACUUUGGACAUUCAGUUUACAUAAAAUACAAUAAUAGUGGAGAUUAUCUUGCAUCAGGUUUAUCAAGUGGAACUAUUUUAAUAAUUGAUAAUGAUACUAAAAACGUCAUAAGGAAACUUCAAGGUCAUAUAAGAGCUAUUCAAUCACUGAAAUGGUCAUCUUGUGGUCGUUAUUUACUUUCUUCUUCAAGAGAUUGGAAAUGCUUAUUAUGGGAUUUGAAAUUUAAUAAAAUUAUUAAAAAAUUUAAUUUUAAUGGACCAAUAUGGAAUGCAGAAUUUAGUUCUAAAAACAUAUCAGAUAUAGUUGUUGCUCUUUAUGAUAAUACACCUAAAAUAAUUGAUGAAACACAUGGAAUAAGAGAUUUAGAUGAUGAUAAAUCACUUGUUACAACUUUCCAUCCAGAUGGUGAACAUAUAUUUAUUGGUACAAAUAAAGGUAUAAUUAAAAUAAUUUCAAGAGAAACUUUAGAAGUGUUAUUUACUCAAAAAAUUUCAAAUUCAAGUAUAAAAAAUAUUGUUAUAUCAAGUAAUGGUAGAAAAAUGGCAAUUAAUUCAUCAGAUAGAAUAAUAAGACAAAUAACUUUACCAGAAUUUUCUACUGAUUCAUCAUUAUGGGAAUUAGAAACAGAUCAUAAAUAUCAAGAUGUUGUUAAUAGACUUCAAUGGAAUUCAAUUUUAUUCAAUAGUAACUCUGAAUAUUUAAUUGCUUCGGCAUUUGGAUCUGCUCAUGUUAUUUAUAUGUGGGAAACUUCAAUGGGUUCAUUAGUUAAAAUUUUGGAAGGACCUAAAGAGGAACUGGUUGAUAUUGAAUGGAAUUUUAGAAAAUGUAUAAUUGGUGCAACCGGUAUAGAUAGUGGUACUAUUUAUUUAUGGACUUUAGUUAUACCUCAAAAAUGGAGUGCAUUAGCACCAGAUUUUGUUGAAAUUGAAGAAAAUAUUGAUUAUGAAGAAAAAGAAGAUGAAUUUGAUAUUGUUCCAGAAGAUGAAAUAAAUCAAAAACAAUUGAAUGAAGAAGAUGAGCUCAUAGAUAUUAUAACAAAAGAUAAAACGGAUGCUAGAGGUUAUCAAUUGGAUAAACCAUUCGUUGUUGACAUAUGUUAUGAUCAAAUCGAGUUGAGCGAAGGUGAAGAAUAA